GGCGUCUACUUCUCGUUCCUUAUCACGUGAUCAAUUUUAAAUUCUUCGCGUCCACAUAUUCGCAUCCGUUGCAGGAGUGAGGAAGUUUGAAAGCUCUGAUUGUUUUUGUCGAAGAUGCCGCGAACGAAGUAUGGACGAAGAAAAACUAAAUCGACGAACGACUCUAUGAAAGAAUACGAUAUCUUGGCACAAACCUUCGAUAGGCAUGUGCAAUUACGUAUUGCUAAAUUAGAACGCGAUGCACAAGCGGAGACCAGGAGCUUCGAAACUUUCAUGGACGUUAUAAUUUCUCGUCUACCGAUGGUAAUACGUCAGAUGACAUUGGGCGAGAUACUCGGUUACACGAACGACAAUGAUAAUCAACACGAGAAUCAUAAUGACGAGGUGAGCUCAUCGAUCAAGGAUUACAUGCAGCCACCUGUAUUUAACUCUAAAUUUAAACCGAAGACGAAUUAUAAGACUGCCAAACGUACCACCACCACCACUGAUGAUGGAUACGGGACUGAGAGAGGUACUAGUGUGGACAGCACAUCGCGAGUUACUAAAACAGAACCUAAGAAGCUAGAAGUACCGACAACAAUGAGGAGAACACGUAGUUCUACUAGAGCAAGUAGGACCCAACUCAGCGAUAUCACUCAGAAAAUGACAACAACUAAAUCCAAGAGUAAGAAGAUGGAUAUGUUUAAGACACCAGCACCAAUAAGGUCCUCGAGCAGCAUAUAUGAUGUAGUUACACCCAAAAUCAAGCCGAAUACACCAUUGAAUGUAUUGAGACGUCCACGGCAAGGAGAAAUGGUCCUCAGCAUGCAAGGCAGUCCAUUAUUGGUCUCCGCUGUUGUUGACGAAAAAAUUGCUAAUAUUAAUGUACCUUUGGCUAAUGGCAAUGUGAUGUCCUUGUUGCCUCAAGAGGGAUUGCGUAUGUCACAUAUUCCUCCAUUGGAUUCUGAAACAAUGCAACAGUUGCAAACUCUUAAGAAUCAUAUUGAGAAAGUUAUUGCAUUGAAGUAACAGUGUAAAAUGAAGGAUUUAUUUGAAUUCUGAAUUUUAAGACAUCAGCGAUUGAACAAUACAUAUGACAAUCAUAGAUCAAUGUCAAAGAUCAAGCUUGUUAAAUAUAGAAAAAAAUUGAUAGUUUUAACUUUUGUAUAACAAUGUGAUAUCUCCUUUGUUGCAUCAAAAAGGAUUUUAUGUAAUGUUGCAUGUUCCUUCAUGGAAAAAUCGUUGGAUUUUGAAAUAAUGCAGCAAUUGGAAACUUAGAAGUCACAUUGAGAUUAUUAAAGUAGUGAUGUCAGAAUUAUUAAUAAGUUAGUAUAUA
Camponotus floridanus (Florida carpenter ant) is the source of this 1315-nucleotide messenger RNA. RefSeq lists its product as uncharacterized. NCBI's taxonomy places the organism in Eukaryota, Metazoa, Arthropoda, Insecta, Hymenoptera, Formicidae. The record is from RefSeq and is a predicted model, not a curated record. Gene Ontology annotation, biological process: mitotic sister chromatid segregation. Gene Ontology annotation, cellular component: spindle midzone; chromosome, centromeric region; chromosome passenger complex. Bases 115 to 1008 code for a protein of 297 amino acids. The transcript is spliced from 2 exons.